Molecule: messenger RNA, 684 nt
Organism: Triticum turgidum subsp. durum (durum wheat)
Lineage: Eukaryota; Viridiplantae; Streptophyta; Magnoliopsida; Poales; Poaceae
Source: the annotation of a GenBank genome assembly
AUGGGGAGGUUUGCGGCAUCCGGGCACCCGUCAUCAAAAUCUGGUAUCUGUCCUUCUAAAUGUGUGGAGCUUGCUAAGCAUGUGAAACUAGCUUGCCCAAACUUAAUACUGUCAGGACUCUUGACAAUAGGGAUGAAAGAUUACUCCUCAACACCAGAAAAUUUUAAGGCAUUGGCAAAUUGUAAGCUUGAAUUUUGCAAGGCCCUUGGGAUACCAACAGAACAGUUUGAACUCUCCAUGGGAAUGUCCGGUGACUUUGAGCAAGCGGCACUAUGCUGCUUGGGCUCAAUUACCUAUUUCUGCCGUUUUGCAGCUGCCGUUCCAAAUCUUGACAUGGUUGAGGGUGUAGGUAAUGAAAAGAUUGCUAAUCAUCUGGAUCAUGCUGUCGUUAGCUUGGGGAGGGAGCCUUUGGAAGUUAUGGUGCAAAUAAACACUAGUGGAGAAGAAUCCAAAUCUGGUGUUGAUCCUUCUAAAUGUGUGGAGCUUGCUAAGCAUGUGAAACUAGCUUGCCCAAACUUAAUAUUGUCAGGACUCAUGACAAUAGGGAUGAAAGAUUACUCCUCAACACCGGAAAAUUUUAAGGUGGCUUUCUAUUAUGACAUUAUCAUGAAUAAUCUUUCUGUGUUGACACUUUCACAAGCUGAUGUUUUCUUUGAUCUGAAUACAGGCACUGGUAAACUGUAA